GAACAUAAGCCCAGCCCACUUAUGCCUGCUCGAGUAUAUAACAGAGCUGCACCAAAAUUAGGGUUUACUGUCCUCUUCUUCAACUGAAUCGCGCCGGAGCAACUCUUGUCCGUUUGCAGUUGCUUUGCUAGGAGCUACAAUGGUGUCGGGAAAGAAGACGAAGAAGACUCAUGAGAGUAUCAACAAUAGGUUGGCUCUUGUAAUGAAGAGUGGAAAGUACACUCUUGGUUACAAGACGGUUCUCGAAUCUCUCAGAAGCUCUAAAGGUAAGUUGAUCAUCAUUUCCAACAACUGCCCGCCUUUGAGGAAAUCCGAGAUUGAGUACUACGCCAUGCUUGCCAAGGUUGGCGUUCACCAUUACAAUGGAAAUAAUGUCGAUCUUGGAACCGCAUGUGGAAAGUAUUUCCGUGUGUCAUGCCUAAGUAUCAUUGAUGCAGGUGAUUCUGAUAUCAUCAAGAGUCUGCCAGGAGACCAGUGAAAGUCAACUUUCUAGUACCCUUUUUGAAAUUGCUGUUAGUUAGUAUAGUGAUCUUGUUGCUUUGUAUUCAGCUGUUUUGUACUGACUUUCUUUGUGUUGGUUGAAUGUUGUUUUUAAUCAAUUACAUUACAUGUUUUAUUUUAA
Helianthus annuus (common sunflower) is the source of this 622-nucleotide messenger RNA. Its product is annotated as 60S ribosomal protein L30. The transcript is spliced from 6 exons. NCBI's taxonomy places the organism in Eukaryota, Viridiplantae, Streptophyta, Magnoliopsida, Asterales, Asteraceae. Gene Ontology annotation, molecular function: RNA binding; structural constituent of ribosome. Gene Ontology annotation, cellular component: cytosolic large ribosomal subunit. The coding region runs from base 140 to 478 and encodes 112 amino acids. The record is from RefSeq and is a predicted model, not a curated record.